AUGCUAGUGAACGCUGCCUCGAUUCACAACCGCUAUGCGCAGCUCAUAGUUGCUGCUGUGUGCGCCUUCGGCAUCUUGUACUUCCUGGUACCACGAUCAUUCGAAACUGGUGCAGCACUCCACGUGCCGAACGUCGCAUCCACCCUCGCACACUCAACUCCAACCAUCACAGUCGCACCAGUCACCGUUGCGCCGAACGAGAACCAUCCCAUCAACCGGCUUGUCCUCGAAGCGAAUGCGAAAUUCAGAAGUCUUCUUUCCAAAGAGACGAAGAAUCUACACGAUGCGGCGAGGGCAUAUCGGAACAGGCGAGGACGACAGCCUCCACCACAUUUCGACUUGUGGUUCGCCUACGCCUCGAAUCACUCCGCGCUGAUUAUCGAGGACUUCUUCGACCGCAUAUAUGAUGACCUCAACCCCUUUUGGGGCGUGCCAGCCAAGCAGAUACGGGAACAAGCAUUCGACUUUGUCCAUCGCAUAUCUGUGCGAAAUGGCAAUGCUACAGGCACAACAGACAUUCCUAUGGGCGACAGGCCGUGGAUUGGUCUGUGGCAGGACAUGGUGCAGAGCGUCGCGCCGUACCUGCCUGACGUGGAUCUGCCAAUAAACGUGAUGGAUGAAAGCCGCAUCGUGGUGCCCUGGGAGGAGAUCAAUGGAUAUAUGGCGAAGUACGAUGCAAGCAAGAAGAUUGUGCCGGCACAGGAUCUGAAGACGAAGUUUGGAAGCCUGAAAGACCUGGAUAAGCAGCCUCCAGAGCAUUUCGACCCUAUGUUUGGCUUCGAGCCAUACUGGGAGGCCGCUGUCGUUGGCUGCCCGCCAGAAAGUCCGGCACGGAAGGUGUACAUCGAGACGGAUUUCGCGAAGCCUCCACCAUUGACGACCGGAUAUCCCGAUCAGACAUAUGAGGGCUAUGUUUCCAACUGGACAUUCACGUGCUCCCCGUGCGAUCAUCCAUCACUACAGGGCCUACAUGGCACCUUCGUGGAGCCUAUUUCCAUGUCUAAUUCGAAGAGAUUCUUUCCACUUUUCGGUGGCUCGAAACUGCCUAUGAACAACGAGAUCUUACUGCCUCCUGCUAUGUACUGGACAGACGAUCCGUUCUAUUCGGGAGGCGAUUCACAUGGAGAUUCGUGGGAAGAGAAAAAGGACAUGCUUGUAUGGCGUGGUUCGGCAAGUGGUGGCAGAAACAAAGAGGAGAAUUGGACAAGGUUUCAGCGGCACCGCUUCGUCUCGAUGGUCAACGCUACCAGCGUUGCACAAGCAGAACUCCAUCCUGAUGUCCGACCUCGCAACUUCGUCCUCCCUGCGAACGGGUCCUACGAGCUAGCAGUGCAGAAGCCUGAGGCCGUGGACGGAGCAUUCGGCGACUGGGUUUCCACUUGGUCUGAUGCAGCGGUUGUCCAUCUACUAUGCUUCCCAGAUUCGGGCGGCUCGCAUUGCCCGUAUACUGACUCUUACUUCUCCGUGGCCAAAGCAAUGCCGAUGGCAGAGCAAUACGCCUUCAAAUACUUGCCAGACAUUGACGGCAAUUCUUUCAGUGGUCGCUACCGUGGCUUCCUCGGCAGCACCUCUUUACCACUCAAGGCCACUAUUUACAAAGAGUGGCACGACGACAGACUCAUUCCGUGGAGGCACUUUGUACCUAUGGACAACACUUUCAUCGACAUUUACGGCAUCAUGGAGUACUUUGUUGGUAAUAAGCAGAUGGGCCUGGAGGGACACGACGAGGUCGCCAGGAACAUCGCGUUGGAUGGCAAGGUUUGGGCGGAGAAGGUGUUAAGGAAAGAGGACAUGUCGAUAUACGUCUUUCGGUUGCUACUUGAAUACGCCAGGUUGUGCGAUGAUGAUCGGGAACGGAUGGGAUGGGCAGAAAUCAUUGGACCUGCGCUUCUGCAUUUCAUCGGCAAACCCUUUGCACUUCACACACGCAACAACUCCAUCGCGCUUGGUCAAUGCACUGAGUGUAUGUCACUCUUUCCUCGUUUCUGCCGCCCUUCGUUUCUGCGACCUAUCACCACUAAAAAGCCUGCAAAGUUCGGAGUCAUAGCACAGCCAUCACAACAUAAAAUCUUCGACUACGCUGCUGCGUUCUGGAGACCAACGCCCAACAUGGCGCUCUCGACUGCUAGCUCGGGCAGCAGCGAUCUUUCUCACAUCACAUCUCAACUCCAGACUGUAGGCAUUUCUGAACUACCACAACCGCAAGGAAUUCAAUUGUAUCCUCAGCACAACCCGGUCGAUGUCUAUCGCGCCAUCAUAAUCGACCAGGUCCAGAAGAUUACUGGGGCAGAAGUGCCCAUCAUCCAGAAUGCAGUACAAUGGACACAGGAUCUGAAGCAUGGAGACCUGGUCCUUCCUGUCCCAGCAUUGCGUUUGAAGGGCAAGAAGCCAGAUGAGCUAGCCCAGGAGAUGGCCGAGAAGUUCGACUCGCCGCUCAUCGAGAAGCCUACAGCGGACAAAACGUUCGUGCGCUUUUUCUUCAAGCCGACACAUCUUGCAAAUCUGGUUAUCCCGGCGAUUCACAAGCAAAAGGAGAACUUUGGCUUCAAUUCGAGUCUGGGCCUCAAGGAUCCAUCGGAUCCAAACAGUGGAAAGAAGAAAGUUGUGGUUGAGUAUUCGAGCCCCAACAUUGCCAAGGAAUUCCAUACUGGUCAUCUGCGAAGCACAAUCAUUGGCGGCUUUCUGAUCAAGCUGUACAAGCGUGCUGGCUGGGAGACCGUGUCGAUGAACUAUCUUGGAGACUGGGGCAAGCAGUAUGGUGUACUUUCCGAAGGCUUCGAGAAGUACGGUAACAAGGAAGAACUCGUCAAGGAUCCUGUCAAGCAUCUGAACUAUGUUUACGUCAAGAUCAAUCAGGACAACUCGGCUGAGCAGAAGCCUGCAAAGGAAAUUGCUGAAAAGAAAGACGACCUCGAGAAGCUGAAGAAUCCACCAAAGCCCAAGAAGCCAACCCAGGGCAAGGAGAAUGAUGCCGCACCUGAAAGUAAGUGGACAGAUGAGCAAGAGCAAGAGCUGCAAAAGUUGACCUCAGAGCUCGAGAAAGUCCAGCAACAACUGGUAGAUAUGCCGAGCAUUGACGAGAAGGCUCGCCGAUUCUUCAAGCGUAUGGUCGAUGGUGACGAAAAGGCACUAGAGAACUGGAAGCUCUUCCGCGACUACUCCAUUGAGGCGUACAAGCAGAUGUAUGCACGUCUCAACAUCGAAUUCGACGAGUACAGUGGAGAGUCUACAGUCACUGAAGCCGACAUGGAAGAGGCAGCCCAGGCUCUCGCGAAGAAGGGCGUCAGUGAAGAGAGCAAAGGUGCCAUCAUCGUUGACCUCUCCAAGCACGGGGCGCCAACCCUCGGCAAGACACUGGUGAAGAAGAGGGACGGCACCUCACUCUAUCUCACUCGUGACAUUGCUGCCAACUACGAGCGAUACCAGAAGCACAAGUUUGACUUGAUGGUGUAUGUCAUUGCGAACCAGCAGGAUGUACACGUCAAGCAAUUCUUCAAGAUCCUGUCGCUCAUGGGCCCACCUUACAGCGACGUCGUCGCCAAGUGCAACCACAUCAGCUUCGGAAUGGUGAAGGAUCCCAAGGGUCAGACCAUGAGCACUCGAAAGGGAACUGUCGUGUCACUCGCUGACAGCUUGGAUGGCGCGAAGGAUUUCAUGCACAAUGUCAUGAAGAAGAACCAGGACAAAUACGAGCAGGUGGAUGAUCCAGAGGCCACUGCGGACACACUAGCUAUCUCUGCCAUCAUGGUGCAAGACUACAGCGGCAAGAUGAUCAACGGAUACAACUUCGACAUGGACAAGAUGUGCAGCUUCGAAGGUGACACUGGACCGUAUCUUCAGUACUCGCAUGCUCGCCUGUGCUCCAUCAAGCGGAAAGCCAACAUCACAGAAGAAGAUCUGCACAAGGCCGACUUCAGCCUCAUCACGGCGAAAGAAGGCGUACAGCUUAUUCGCGCGUUGGCGCAAUGGCCGGAUGUCUUCCUGAAUACCUACAAGACCAACGAGCCAGUGACGGUGCUCACUUACCUCUUCAAGAUGACGCACCAGCUCAGCUCGUGCUACGAUGCAAUCGAUCGUACGAACAAAAACGCAAAGACACUGAGUGUGGUGUAUGCAGAGAGCCAGGAGAAGAAGAUUGCACUGAUGGCCAUGUACGAAGCCGCUCGUAUUGUGCUCAACAAUGGCAUGCAGCUCUUGGGCUUGUCCCCUGUGGAGAGAAUGUGA
Messenger RNA from Fulvia fulva, 4224 nucleotides. Its product is annotated as Arginine--tRNA ligase, cytoplasmic. The coding region runs from base 1 to 4224 and encodes 1407 amino acids. The record is from RefSeq and is a predicted model, not a curated record. Gene Ontology annotation, molecular function: ATP binding; arginine-tRNA ligase activity. NCBI's taxonomy places the organism in Eukaryota, Fungi, Ascomycota, Dothideomycetes, Mycosphaerellales, Mycosphaerellaceae. Gene Ontology annotation, cellular component: cytoplasm; mitochondrion. Gene Ontology annotation, biological process: arginyl-tRNA aminoacylation; mitochondrial translation. The transcript has 2 exons.